Caretta caretta (loggerhead turtle) is the source of this 3097-nucleotide messenger RNA. NCBI's taxonomy places the organism in Eukaryota, Metazoa, Chordata, Testudines, Cheloniidae. The record is from RefSeq and is a predicted model, not a curated record.
CAGUCUCCCCCGCCCCCCCGCACGUAUGCAAAUUAGCCCCUGGUGGCGGGGGUGCCCGGAUGUUGGCUGCUCCGCCCUGUGCUGCCGCUCUUCGCUCGCUCUUCUUCCCUCCCUCUCGGUGAGGUUGCGGGUCAGCGCGAGCCACUGCAGCGAAACCGUCAGCGGCAGCGCGGCGGGACUGAGCGGGCGCGGGCGGCUACUGAGACCGGCACUCGGCGGAUCCAGCUGCGGGGAGGCUCCCAACACCCACCCGCCACCAUGAUACAAAAGUUCCAGUUCAGGAUAGCCUUCCGGUCUGAUGUUUUCUUACCACUUCAUGCCUCAUCCUGGAAAUGAGGCAAGCUAUCCUUUGGAAAUGUGCUCACACUUUGACGCAGAUGAGAUUAAACGGCUAGGAAAGAGAUUUAAGAAGCUUGAUUUAGACAACUCUGGUUCUUUGAGCGUGGAGGAGUUCAUGUCUUUGCCUGAGUUACAACAGAACCCGUUAGUACAGCGAGUAAUAGAUAUAUUUGACACAGAUGGGAAUGGAGAAGUGGACUUCAAAGAAUUUAUAGAAGGAGUCUCCCAGUUCAGUGUCAAAGGGGAUAAGGAACAGAAGUUGAGGUUUGCUUUCCGGAUUUAUGAUAUGGACAAAGAUGGCUAUAUCUCCAAUGGGGAGCUCUUCCAAGUGCUGAAGAUGAUGGUUGGGAACAAUCUCAAAGACACUCAGUUACAGCAAAUUGUAGACAAAACCAUAAUUAAUGCAGAUAAGGAUGGUGAUGGAAGAAUAUCCUUUGAAGAGUUCUGUGCUGACCAGCAUUGGAAAUAUAAGGAGUACAUUUUCUGGUCAUUUAUAUGCAUUAGUAAACAAGAGCUUAGAAUGAAUUUCCUUCUCAAGCGUGACUACAGCGGUACUGCCAGUACACGUUUAAAUAGGUUGUAGGGGGCCUAGAUAUCCACAAAAAGAUGGUGGUAGAUGUGUGACUCUUUUUAGGGCACCACCCAACACUUUUGCUUUCUUCUCCAUCUCUGAAGAUCUGCUCAAGACGUCCAGCAACGCUCUCUGUGUAUUUAAAUGGAAGUAUUUUUCUCUGUGAAGCCACAUUUUCCAACAUGAGCCUCAUGAAGCCAACUAAGUGUUAUUGAACUUUAUUCUCUCAAUAACUCAGUGUAGCACUUUAAAGUCUGAAGGACAGCAAGAUGGAAAGAGCAUAUCAGUGUGGUGGAGAAAGGGAAGGGGUUGGCUUUUUAAUUUAUUUUUCUUCAUCUUUUAUAACAAGGAAAUAUCUAUCUAUAUAUAUAUGUGUGUCUAUUUAUAUAUAGAUAUAUAUGUAGCUUUCUAUAUGUAGUAGUUAGAUGGGCUUUAAUUUAAUAUACUUGAUUCAGAAACAAAACUAGAGUACAAAGUGCCAAGCAGAACAUUAACAGUUCAAUAUAUGGAUAUACAUCCUUACUUUUAUUUCACACAGUUUUAUAUAUAUAUAAUAGAAGAAUGUAAAAAUUUAACAGGGUGUUAGGUCAACUGUUUUCCUUUUCCUGUGGCUGUUCAGAUGUUUCUAUAUAUUGACUGGCUGACAAAGCAUUGCUUCCUGUUAAUUAACCUUAAUUACAUUUUUGUAACACAGGAGACUAAGUUUAUUUAUACCUGUUAAUAUAUUACCAGGGACUGUCUCUCUUUGCUAAAUAACUUGUAGUACAGCUAAGCUUAAUAGUAUGAGAAAAUAUAGUUUAAUGCUAAUGCCAAGAACUAGUCCUUGUAUGCAUAUAGUACUUGCAGCACGCUUAUAUGGUCACUUCAUUCUGUCACCUACUAACUGGGAGCAGUUGCAUCUAUUAAAUAGCCCUAAGAAUAUAUAAAUCAGCUGUGAGAUUCAUUUCAGAUACAACAGCUGAAGAUGUUUGAUGCAUUCAUGAUUUCUCUUGCACUUAGCGUAAUGAAAUUUAGGAUUGAUAUAAUUGUGCAGGAUUCCCAUUUACUCAUUUUAUACAUUGCUUAGUGAAAUUAUAAAAUGUUUCUUGCCACUAAAUUUGUUUCAACCAUAACAGCUUCCCCUCUGCAUUUAAAAAAGUACUACAGGUAGCAUAAAUAACUGGUCAUAUUUUAUAUAUCUCUCUAUAUUUAUAGAGAUAUAUAUGUAUAUAGGAUUCAUACGGGGGGGAAUCUUGUUAACCUAUGCCAUAGAGAAGGAGGAAAACUUCACAUUAUCUAAAUUUAUCUCUUCCUCUUCUCCAGUCCUUCAAUUGGAGAAUUCUUUUUUUUCCCCCCUAGAUUUGUCCAUAUCAUGAUUUCUAAUGGAUGGUAACUUGAUAUAUUUGUGUGAUAUAAAAGUAGCGAGCCAUGUUUUACAACUUUAUAUCAUCCCUUCCCUUUUCUGCAAUGGUACUAUUGGCUGGAAGAAAAACACAUUUACUAGAUUUUUAGGAUAGUACAUCUUUGCUGUAUAGCAGUUUUUCUAUUAAAAAAUGUUUUAUAAUCAACAGUGGAAAGGACAGGUUGUAUGAACCUACUUAAAUGGAGCACCUGUCUGCCAUAGCUGUUCCUUCAACUGAGUGCUGCACAUCAUGGGCUCUGUCUGUGAGAGAGAAAUCCAGGUGCUUGGUGUCCUUGCAUGACAUGAAGUUUUGCAUGUAGAUCGAAUUGAAAUGUUCCUCUUGUUUACAUAAUUUGCAUAAUUUAAAAAGAUAAUGUUGCCAAACUUUGGUAAAUGUUAAUGUUCAAACAGAAAAUCUCCACUACAUGUAACUUUCUUCCUCUGGAUCAGUACGUGGCUUAUAAUCCCAGCCAGUGGUUGUAUCUGUUCCAUUGUCAACUGCCAUGUGCUCUGCUUCAAGGGGGAACUAGUCUUUUGUGAAUUUUUUGUACAUAAGUAUUUGUUACAAACAUUUUAGCAAAUGCUUUCUAUUUCUCUUACUUGCUUGUGCAUAUCUUGGCUGGCGUUCUAGCAAAUAGUGCUGUUGUUAUUUCCUUAUCGGGGGGAUAAGGGGUUUUUUUUAGUUUGUGUGGGGAAAACGAUUUAUGUUGAAUGUUUAGUUUUUCCUCUGCAUGCUACAUCAUAUGUUGUGGGAACUAUAGAACCUUCAUACUAUAUGAAUAAAAAAAUAAAAUAUUUGAACCUUG